AUGUCCAAGACCUUCAGUCAGAGCGACGUCGCGUCGCACAACAAGCCAGACUCAUUGUGGAUCGUGGUCGACGGCGACGUCUAUGAUCUCACCAAAUUUCAAGAGGACCAUCCGGGCGGCAAGAAGAUCCUCCAGAGAGUCGCCGGCAAGGAUGCGUCUAAGCAGUUCUGGAAAUAUCACAACGAGGGCAUCCUCAAGAAGUACCAGAAGCAACUUCAGAUUGGCUCGCUAGACACCAAGCCAAAGCCGGCUGCCCCUCCGGCUCCCGCGCCAGCCCCCAAAAAGGAGGCGCCUAAGCCGAAGCCUGCUGCUGCUUCUGCGGCUGCUCCCGCCGAGCAGGCCGAGGCUCUUGAGCCCUUUGGCCAACAAAUUCCUUUCUCGGACCCGAGUUGGUAUCAAGGUUACCACUCGCCCUACUUCAACGAGACACAUGCCGCUCUCCGAGCCGAGGUCCGCGAGUGGAUCGAGACGGAGAUCGAGCCCCACGUCACCGAGUGGGACGAGAAGAAGAUGGUGCCUCCCGAGGUCUACAAGGAGAUGGGCCGCCGCGGUUAUCUGGCCGGCCUGCUUGGCACACACUACCAGAAGGACUACGUCCAGAACCCCAUUAAGUCGGUGCCGGCCGACAAAUGGGAUCUCUUCCACGAACUGCUGCUCACGGACGAGCUCAGCCGCGUCGGCUCGGGCGGUUUUGUCUGGAACGUCAUCGGAGGCUUCGGGAUUGGAUGCCCGCCCCUGGUCAAGUUCGGCAAGAAGUCGCUGGUCGACCGCAUCCUGCCCGGCAUCCUCAACGGAGACAAGCGCAUCUGCCUGGCCAUCACGGAGCCGGACGCCGGCAGCGACGUGGCCAACCUGACGUGCGAGGCCAAGCUCAGUGAGGACGGCAAGCACUACAUUGUCAACGGCGAGAAAAAGUGGAUCACCAACGGCAUUUGGUGCGACUAUUUCACCACGGCGGUGCGCACCGGGGGGCCGGGCAUGAACGGCGUAUCGCUGCUGCUGAUCGAGCGCGACUUUGGCGGCGUGUCGACGCGCCGCAUGGACUGCCAGGGCGUGUGGUCGAGCGGCACGACCUACAUCACGUUCGAGGAUGUCAAGGUGCCCGUCGAGAACCUGAUCGGCAAGGAGAACCAGGGGUUCCGCGUCAUCAUGACAAACUUUAACCACGAGCGCAUCGGCAUCAUCAUCCAGUGCCUGCGCUUUUCGCGCGUGUGCUUCGAGGAGUCGGUCAAGUACGCCAACAAGCGCAGGACAUUUGGCAAGAAGCUCAUUGACCACCCCGUCAUCCGCCUCAAGCUGGCCCACAUGGCCCGCCAGAUCGAGGCCAGCUACAACUGGCUCGAGAACCUCAUCUACCAGUGCGAGAAAAUGGGCGAGACCGAGGCCAUGCUGCGCCUGGGCGGCCCCAUCGCCUCGCUCAAGGCCCAGGCUACCGUGACCUUUGAGUUUUGCGCCCGUGAAGCCUCGCAAAUUUUUGGCGGCCUGUCGUACUCGCGCGGUGGCCAGGGUGGCAAGGUCGAGCGCCUGUACCGCGACGUCCGCGCCUAUGCCAUCCCCGGCGGCAGCGAGGAGAUCAUGCUGGACCUGAGCAUACGCCAGAGCAUGAGGGUCCAUAAGAUGCUGGGGAUGAAGCUGUAA
Molecule: messenger RNA, 1638 nt
Organism: Parathielavia appendiculata
Lineage: Eukaryota; Fungi; Ascomycota; Sordariomycetes; Sordariales; Chaetomiaceae
Product: acyl-CoA dehydrogenase NM domain-like protein
Exons: 3
Coding region: 1-1638 (545 amino acids)
Biological process (GO): fatty acid beta-oxidation using acyl-CoA dehydrogenase
Cellular component (GO): cytoplasm
Molecular function (GO): acyl-CoA dehydrogenase activity; flavin adenine dinucleotide binding
Source: RefSeq, a predicted model, not a curated record